Bombus pascuorum is the source of this 3615-nucleotide messenger RNA. It is a transcript of the gene Np, whose product is annotated as serine proteinase stubble. The transcript is spliced from 11 exons. Gene Ontology annotation, biological process: proteolysis. Gene Ontology annotation, molecular function: serine-type endopeptidase activity. Bases 354 to 3254 code for a protein of 966 amino acids. The record is from RefSeq and is a predicted model, not a curated record. Lineage: Eukaryota; Metazoa; Arthropoda; Insecta; Hymenoptera; Apidae.
CGUUCUAUCGGUCAUGGUGGGGCCUUCACGGACAACGAUGCGUCGCGUUGGGAUUCGUGCAUGCGGAGCGCACCGGAGAACACCUGGAUCGAUGAUCCAGAAGUCGUGAACUACGCAAAGACCACCGACAAACCAGUUCGAUUGGUGCUACCUGUUGUGAGCAGGUCGAAAUUUUGUUACGCUUCGGCCUGGGUUCAAGGGUGAAUUUUCUUCGAAGGUGUACAAAGUUCGACACAGCUACGAAAGCGUUUCGGGAGGGUGAGAAUUCUAAGCUUGCUGGGGGGAUGAUGUCCCUCGGAAUCUGACGACGAAGUAGCGUUCAUCGUUGCAGUCGCUCGACGUCAUUAGAAAAGAUGUGGGAUUGUGAAAGAAAAACUUGGGUCGUCGUCUUCCUAGCCAACGUGCUGUUGAAUACCAUCAUCGCUUCCCCGAUCUAUGUCCCACAAUUUAUUCCAGGAAGUACGGGAAGGAAUAUCAGGCACCUGCCAUGUGUGUCUCGAAGAACUGGCGAAACUGGCGUUUGCAUGUUUGCGUUUACCUGCGCAAAGGCGAAUGGCACGCAUCUUGGCACUUGCAUCGACCGUUUCUAUUUCGGUAGCUGUUGUAAGAUAGACGAAGAACCUGACAUUUUUCCUCAAGACAACAGUAUCGACGAUGGUUCUCCUGCAAGGCCGUUCGUUACGACUCAUGGGCCAAUUGAGAGCAACGAUAUACCUGAGUAUUUCUCAAGGCCGAAGCCGAUCAACGAAAAGAAACCAACUGGGACGUACUCCACCGAGGAGACGACCAGCAUGUACACUACGCAGAGUAUCCGCACGCAACCAACCACCGUAAAAGAAACAACAAAAGUGGCAACUAAAAAGCCAGUGGCGACGACCACUCAAAGGCCAACGACAUUAGAAAUCUCGACAAGGCCGCUAUCCACCGCGCAAACCUUUGCCGAAACGACUAAAUUCGUUACCAAGAAGCCGAUUCAUUCGACCACGACGCAUAAACCUACGUACUCAUCGUCGUAUAAACCAACGCAAUCGUCGUCGUAUAAACCAACUCACUCAUCGUCGUAUAAACCAACCCACUCGACUGUCCAUAGGCCUACCAAUGCAACCACACCCAAACCUCUUCAAUCGACUGUCGAUCGAACAACCGAAUCAACAACGUCGAAAACUGUAAUCACGACUACUCAAAGGAUCACUCCAAUUACGAGGUUCCCACCAAGAAACGCAACAACCGCGAAACCAUUGACUCAUGCUACCACCAAAAAACCUACUACCAGUACUAAAAAACCGGUAAUCAGUAGCAGUACAAGGAGACCAACAGCUACCACGAAGAAGCCCAUUACACCCUCGAAGAGGCCUCCUCCUUCUACCACAAUAAGACCACCUGUAAAUACCACUUUAAGUACUUUAUCGUCAACGACCACCACGAAACCUCUUUUGACAUCCAUCAAACGACCAACCAUCGCGACGACUACCGAGAACGUUGCUUUCUCCACGGUGACAAAACCGGUAAGCUCAACCACGGAAACCGUGAUUGCUCAAAAAUUCACAACCAUCGCCACAACGAGGCCUACCCAAAAGGUGAAACCUACGACGAUUCGAACAACGACUUCGAAGCCGUUAACUACUCCGAAGCCGUUAACUACUCCGAAGCCGCUAACGACUACUCCGAAGCCGCUAACUACUCCAAAGCCAUUAACAACUGUUCCGAGACCAAAACCAACGAAGAUCAGCACGACGACUCCGAGCCUGAUAUCCAAGCCCGACUACGCAACGACCACCGAAAAAACGGGAUCUUUGUCGUCGAUUAAUGUUACCACCGUUGCUAUUACGAAACCUAAGCCAACGAUAGAAUCAACGAAGCCUACGAAACCAUCGAGUAAGCCUACCAGCAAACCUAUCAGCAAGCCUACUGUUAAGCCAACCAUUAAACCUAUCAGCAAGCCUUCUUCGACGACAUCCACAACCUUGCUUAGUUCCACCGUAACGAAUGUCAGUUUCGCGUCGUCGUCUUCCAUCGAUACGUCUACCACCACGCCAGCGUACGUUACUUCGACAAAGGUGUCGGUUGUUAAUCAAACCUUUGGAGAAACUUCUCAUACUACUUAUACACCUGGACUCGUUACAUGGACAUCGAGUUCUGACGAUACGACUACGAAGAAUCCGGAGACGUUUUCGACGACAACUACGCAACUAGAUCAAACCGAAAGCGAGUGGACUCCGAUAACAACUCCAGAUGGCUGGAUUAUGAUUCAGUCGCCCACUACCAAAAAACCACUAACGGUAGAAGAUACGACUGAUAAGCUUGUUCCAGAAUCUACAUCGCAAUUGUCGACUUCUGCUAAACCAACGACAGAAACUGGUACAGAGCACGAGGUAACGAAAAGACCCACUAUCUUGACAACUCUAUCCUCGAUCGCCAGUGUGACGAUAGAUACCGAACUUCCGGUACCGAUGGAAACGCUCAACAUGUCGGAUUACAAGCAAGUGUGCGGAAGAAGAUUGUUCCCAGAGUCGCGAAUCGUCGGUGGGAAUCGUAGCUCGUUUGGAAAAUGGCCUUGGCAGAUCUCGUUACGGCAAUGGAGGACGUCGACGUAUCUGCACAAAUGUGGCGCAGCUUUACUCAAUGAGAAUUGGGCAAUAACAGCAGCGCAUUGCGUCGAAAACGUACCACCAAGCGAUUUAUUAUUGAGAAUCGGCGAACAUGACCUUGCCAACGAAGACGAACCUUAUGGCUAUCAAGAAAGAAGAGUUCAAAUCGUGGCCAGUCAUCCACAAUUCGAUCCUCGAACCUUUGAAUAUGAUCUUGCUUUGUUGAGAUUCUACGAACCUUUGUUACCGUUUCAACCAAACGUUCUGCCUAUUUGCUUGCCGGAUGACGACGAAAGUUACGUCGGCCGUACUGCUUAUGUCACUGGCUGGGGCCGACUUUAUGACGAGGGCCCAUUGCCAUCAGUUCUUCAAGAAGUGGCUGUGCCAGUUAUAAAUAACACAAUGUGCGAGGUUAUGUACAGGAAUGCCGGAUACAUCGAACACAUUCCACAUAUUUUUAUUUGCGCUGGAUGGCGAAAUGGCGAAUACGAUUCCUGUGAGGGUGACAGUGGAGGGCCUAUGGUGAUUCAAAGGGCGCGCGAUAAGCGCUGGAUACUUGCUGGGGUGAUCAGUUGGGGAAUAGGUUGUGCGGUACCCAAUCAACCAGGAGUUUACACUCGCAUUUCCGAAUUUCGUGAAUGGAUAAACCAAAUUCUUCAAUUCUAGACGGAAGUUCCGAGCAGCGGAUCACGUAUCUUUUUGAAAAUGAUGGUUACAUGUGGGAACUAUCACAAAGAGACAUCGAGACAAAGAGACCAUCGCUCGAAAGUUAAUUUCGAAAGAUGUACAAGUUGAAUGUAGUGAAGUCAGCGCGGCUGUACAUAAUAUUAUUUUAUACAAAUCAUAUGCAAAGACAGUUUUUCUCGUGGAAAACUUUCCACGUAGUGGAUAUUAAGAAAAGAAAGGAAAAAAAAGGAAAAAUACGAAUCGCCGUAUGUACGUGCAACUACUCUCGCGAAAUGUCAUCAAAUGCGAUAUCUAGUAAGAUUAAUGUUUUGUACUGUGUGAUGUAUUUAUAUGACGCAUU